AUGGUUCCUGAGGAGGUUCUGGCAACGAGAGCAGAGAGCGACUGGAGUUGCGUCGAUGGGUACAUCACCUGGUACUACAGAGUGUUACACCCGUACAUGUUUCCCGUUGCACUUGGAGAUCCGUCCAGACCAGCCCACGAGGAGAUUCUGCGGACUCAUCAGGCUGAGAUGGACCACACUCAGGAUAUUCUUCUUCGGUAUCGUCAGAUCGCUGGCACGGACCUACGAGCCAUUGUAGAUGGUUUAUUCCCUGAGGGGUCUGAGCAGAGGCGUGUGGUGGAUGUUAUGAUUAGGCUGGAAGAGGAGGCAUUUAUGUACCGUAGACAUCGUGCCAGGGCUGGUGGGACAUUUGACGCUAGAGGCAGAGCUAGCAAAGGGCGUGGUGGACGCAGAGGCGGAGGCGGGGCCAAAGGCAGAGGAGAGGCGCAUGAUGAUGUCCGGCACACACAUUAG
This is a messenger RNA of Vicia villosa (hairy vetch), 453 nucleotides long. RefSeq lists its product as uncharacterized. The transcript has a single exon. The record is from RefSeq and is a predicted model, not a curated record. Bases 1 to 453 code for a protein of 150 amino acids. Lineage: Eukaryota; Viridiplantae; Streptophyta; Magnoliopsida; Fabales; Fabaceae.